This is a messenger RNA of Helianthus annuus (common sunflower), 699 nucleotides long. RefSeq lists its product as uncharacterized. The transcript has 3 exons. NCBI's taxonomy places the organism in Eukaryota, Viridiplantae, Streptophyta, Magnoliopsida, Asterales, Asteraceae. The record is from RefSeq and is a predicted model, not a curated record. The coding region runs from base 1 to 699 and encodes 232 amino acids.
AUGAUAAAUCAGUUGAAGAAUUCAAUGAAGAGAGAAUUUGAAAUGACCGAUCUUGGAAUUCUGCAUUAUUUUCUUGGCAUGGAAGUGAAUUAUGAUAAUGGGAACAUCAUGCUAUCACAACAAAAGUAUGCAAGGAAUCUGCUGGACAAAUUCAAGAUGGGAAACUGUAAUGCAAUUUCAACCCCAUUGGAAUAUGGACUGCGAUUGUCUAAGGAAGAUCCAGAAGAUGAAGUAGAUCAAAAUUUAUAUAGAAGUCUGGCCGGAUGUCUUGUGUAUCUAACUAAUACCAGACCUGACACUAUGUUUGAAGUUAGCAAAAUAAGUCGGUUCAUGGAAAGACCAAAGAAAAGUCACUGGGAAACUGGAAAAAGAAUUUUAAGAUACAUAAAAGGAACAUUAAAUCACGGAGUCGUGUACUCAAAAGGUAGCAAAGGAAAACUGGUCGGGUUUAGUGAUAACAAUUAUGCUGGAAACAUAGACGACAGCAAAAGCACUUCUGGGUAUGUAUUUCAUCUAGGUUCCGGUGCUAUUGCAUGUCAAUCUAAGAAACAAAAGGUGGUAGCUUUGUCCUUAAUAGAGAUAGAGGCGGUUACCAAUCUAAUCCGUCGAGAUCAAGUUGCUGAUAUCAUGACAAAGCCAAUCAAGUUGGAAGCUUUUAUCAAGUUACGAGGUCUGUUUGGGGUCACAGAGAUAAACUGA